Molecule: messenger RNA, 1863 nt
Organism: Haliotis rufescens (red abalone)
Lineage: Eukaryota; Metazoa; Mollusca; Gastropoda; Lepetellida; Haliotidae
Product: cytochrome P450 2D1-like
Exons: 4
Coding region: 1-843 (280 amino acids)
Biological process (GO): xenobiotic metabolic process
Cellular component (GO): cytoplasm; intracellular membrane-bounded organelle
Molecular function (GO): oxidoreductase activity, acting on paired donors, with incorporation or reduction of molecular oxygen, reduced flavin or flavoprotein as one donor, and incorporation of one atom of oxygen; heme binding; iron ion binding
Source: RefSeq, a predicted model, not a curated record
AUGUUCCUGCCAGCUCCAAACUCUCUGAGAGUCACCAGAGGAGUGGGAAGUACCUCUGGUGAGCUCUGGCGCGAACAAAGACGCUUCGCCCUCAACACUCUCAGAGAGUUUGGAGCUGGCAGGAACAUCAUGGAGGACAAAAUACAUGAAGAAAUCUCACAGUUUCUCGAGGCCUUCGAGACAGAACGGGGACAAGGGUUUGACUGCACCCGUCUGGUGCAGAACGCAGUAUCCAAUGUCGUCUGCUCCACUAUGCUCGGCAAGCGAUUUGAAUAUACAGACCCGCUUUUUGUUACAUAUUUAAAAGCUAUAGACAAAAAUGUUGCCAACGUAGAAAAAUAUUUUCAAGAGAUCCAAGAAAACAUCGGCCAGAGCAGACGACCCUCCAUGAAGGACAAGACCAAUCUGCCCUAUGUCGAGGCCACCAUUAUGGAAGUUUUGAGACGAUCGGAUAUCGCACCUACCGCUCUCCCACACACCGUUCCCCACGAUGUCCAGUUCAGAGGGUACACGUUCCCUAAAGGUGUCCUUGUCAUAUUGAUGCUUGAUUCGGUCCUACAAGACCCGGAUGUGGGGGGUGACCCAGAAAACUUUAGGCCUGACCGUUUCCUUGACGACACUGGCAAGAUUGUAAAGAAAGAAGAAUUCAUUCCCUUCUCUCUUGGUCGAAGAGCUUGUCUGGGUGAGUCGAUGGCCCGCAUGGAGUUGUUCCUCUUCCUGACCACCAUGAUCCAGAGGUUCAAGUUCGUCCCUGUGGAUGACCAGAUGCCCUCCUUGGAUGGAAUCAUGGGUGUAACUCAUUCUCCAAGACCAUUUCUCAUGAAAGCUAUUCCCAGGGUUUAAUCAGAGAAUGUGACUGACUGAGUGAGUGAGUAGGUGUUUAGACCCCUUUUAACAACACUUCAGCAUGGUAUUUCAUUUUAGUUCAUUUCAGUUGACGAAAGAAAACUAUUAGCUUUGCGGUUUGAAACUUGAUCUGAGUCUAGAUACACCAAAAGUAUAGAAUCUUGAUGAUUUAAAAAAGAAAAUCACAUACUAUUUGGUGUUCGGGUGGUCAGGGGCUAUAACUUGGCUAUUACAGGAUUAUUGGAUUAGAGGUCUAUCCUGAAGCGUUUGGUCGUUGCUCAUGCGUCCACUCACUAGCUGCCUGGUUAGCACUCGGAAAUAUGGUGACAAAGCAUUCGGAACAAAAUGAAAAUAUUUAUGUUGCUUUUCCUCUAAUUGCUUAAUCGUAUAAUAUCAUGUAGUCUUGUAUGCGAACGUGAUGAACAUUUCAGCGAAUCGCUCUUUUGGUGUUGCACAGACGACAAAUAACAUGUACUUUUCCAGCAUGUUUCGUCAGUAGUUUGUUUGGUAUUGAACAGUAUCAUAUUUGAGCUGGUACAAUCGUAGGUGAAUUUAUUUCACUGAAAUUAUUUAAGACCAAAUGGGAAUCUAACUGUACUUCUAACGCUUGAAUCAUGCAUCAGUGCCCUCACAUGUCCUGUUGCUCACAUUUUAAUUAAACUAUCUUGGAAAUUCAAGGUUCAAGAAUAAUAUGAGUUUCAAAUAAUUCAAACUACUAUCUCGAUAAUGUGACAUGGGUACUUCUAAUCUAUUAUAGGUUUCCGUUGUAUAAUAUAGUAUAAUCCUCAGUCAUGGAAAGUGGAGAACAGUUGACGAAGGGUGUCAAUACACCAAUGCAGUAUUUGGAUGCUGUGAGCAGACUUGAGGAAAUGGGUUGACUCUAGUAAUCGGUUCCAUAGUGUAUGCAUGCAACGUAAGGUGAUGCAUGCAUAUAAUGUACCUUUAUGUAGUAAUAUGUUACACCUUCUUGAAUUAUUCAUGUGACUAUAACAUUUUGUAAAAGACAAUAAAAGUAUU